Messenger RNA from Hypoxylon fragiforme, 1353 nucleotides. RefSeq lists its product as uncharacterized. The transcript is spliced from 3 exons. The record is from RefSeq and is a predicted model, not a curated record. Lineage: Eukaryota; Fungi; Ascomycota; Sordariomycetes; Xylariales; Hypoxylaceae. Bases 222 to 1193 code for a protein of 323 amino acids.
GCUUUUUCGCUACCGUUUUCUUUCGUCCUGUGGAAAGCAAGACAGACAAGACACCAUUGCGCGUCUAGGCUAGGCUCAGGGCGACGAGAAAAAAAAAGUCUAGAGCUUAGGAUAGCAAGCAGUGAGCGAGAAAUCAACCUCCCGCUUUUCACAUGGUACACAAGCUUUCGCUCCUCUGCGUGACAGACCGCAGGCGGUGAUCGAUCGAGGUGGGAACGACAAUGCUGUUCAACAUGGGGUUCUUCUUUACCAGCCUCCUGCUAGCUACCACGUGUGCUUUCUCGAGCUGCAUGGCCGCGAGCACGGGAUAUCGGUCGUGGAAGCGCGAAAACUUAGAAAACGUGGCGCUCGUAGACUGCACCGGGGUGACGAACACGAGCGACUUCUCGUCCGAGGCCUCGUACUUCACGGGCGCCCCCGACGACACCCCCGACGACGUCGCGGCCGUGACGAGCGGGCAGCUCCGCGACUGGGCGAACGCCACGACGCCGGCGUACUUCAUCAGCACGGGCGUCACGUUCAAGGCCGUGCUGGGGGUGCGUGGGAGCGCGGGGGACCUCGCGGGGACGGCGACGAAUGGGUAUGGGAAUUUCACGUGUUGGCAGGUGAACGAGACGUAUUUGUAUAAUCAUGACGAUAAGAACUGCUAUAUGGUGUACGACUGUAAUCAUCAAGGAGCUCUCGUCCUACCAACAACAUCAGCAACCGCCUCUUCCAACUCCACAUCCGCCGCUUCCUCAACCAGCCGCUCCGGCCUCUCCGUGGGCGGCAUAAUCGGCGUCAGCGUCGGCGUCGGCUGCGGCGCCCUCAUCAUCUUCGGCGGCGCCGCCGUCCUCCUGUGGCGGCGCCGGGGCUCCAAGAAGCAGCAAGCCGCGGGCGCCGACGCCGACGCCAACGCCGACAACGAGAAGGGCUUCGGCGACGGGUCUGCCCCCGGCAAUGAUCCGCAGCUGGCGAACCCGAUAUGGCAGGGCCCCGGGGUGCGGGAGCUCGAGACGCCGGAGGUGUACCACGAGCUGCACAGCCAGUACCAGCCCGCGGAGAUCCACGGCGAGGCGGUCACGGGCGAGCUGGAUGGGAGUCAGACGAGGGUGCUGGAGCUGCAUUCGCAGGACAUGCCGCCGCGGUAUGACAGGGAGAGCUAUGCUGCGGCGCACGGGGCGUAUGGGGGUGUGCCGAAGGGGAGGGCUUGAGUUGGGCCGGUUGGUGGGAUGAGGAGACUGGCCUAGGCUAGGUAUCUAUUCGACUUGAUACCUCUAAGUCAAUGGGAAACAGUGGAAGGAGAGCAAGUUCAGCUUGUGAGGAUCAUGAGACAGCCGAGAAUAGCUCAGAGGUGGGUUUAUACGAAGGCUC